Messenger RNA from Arachis stenosperma, 1766 nucleotides. Its product is annotated as cytokinin dehydrogenase 7. NCBI's taxonomy places the organism in Eukaryota, Viridiplantae, Streptophyta, Magnoliopsida, Fabales, Fabaceae. The coding region runs from base 171 to 1736 and encodes 521 amino acids. Gene Ontology annotation, molecular function: cytokinin dehydrogenase activity; FAD binding. The transcript has 4 exons. The record is from RefSeq and is a predicted model, not a curated record. Gene Ontology annotation, biological process: cytokinin metabolic process.
UUCAAGAAAGAAAAUUCCAAAUGAAUACAAAGGAAGUCACUAUUUAAGGCCAAACCUUCUCUCAGCACACAAAACAACACAUACAAGCAAAGCCUUCAAUUUCAAAGGGCAAGAACCAUUCCUUCACCGGUCACCGGAGCAACCGGUAACACACAUACAACUAACUCAACAUGAUAGCUUGCGCGGAGCACUUCCUGCCGGGAAAUGACGCCGAACCGAAGCCCGACGACGACGUCGUUUCCAGCCUCUCCAAAACGCUUGGCGUUCAAGCCAUCACCACCGAUGACUUGGGAAUAGCAAGCAAGGACUUCGGCGGCUUGAAAUUCGUGAAGCCUUUGGCACUCGUAAGGCCCUACACCACAGACGACGUUGCUCGGGUGGUGAGAGCGGCGGGGAGGUCUCCGACUCUGACGGUGGCGGCACGAGGGAACGGCCACUCCAUCAAUGGUCAGGCCAUGGCGGAGCAUGGUCUCGUCCUCGACAUGCGCUCCAUGAACGAACUUGUCCAGCUCGUGAGGAUUAACGGCGCACCAUACGUCGACGUUUCGGGAGGGGCAUUAUGGGAAGACGUCCUGAAACGCUGCGUUUCGGAGUUCGGUUUGGCCCCGCGCUCCUGGACGGAUUACCUCAGCUUAACGGUUGGCGGAACGCUGUCAUAUGCAGGCGUGAGCGGCCAAGCGUUCCGUUACGGCCCGCAGACUUCGAACGUAACGGAAUUGGAGGUGGUUACGGGGAAAGGAGAAACCAUAGUAUGCUCAAAAACGCAAAGUCCAGAGCUUUUCUUUGCAGUUCUUGGGGGUCUAGGUCAGUUCGGUAUCAUCACUAGGGCCAGGAUUGUACUUCAGGAAGCUCCACAUACGGUGAGAUGGAUAAGGGUAGUUUACAGUGAAUUUGAGGAGUUCAGUAGCGAUGCAGAGUGGCUGGUGAGAAGAGAAGAAGGUGAAUCGUGUUUCGACUACGUGGAAGGGUUCGUUUUUGUGAACAGUGACGACCCCUCUAACGGGUGGCCCAAUUUGCCAUUGGACCCUCAACAAGUGUUCGACCCCAUUCAUAUUCCUCCCUCUGCCGGUCCUGUUCUCUAUUGCUUGGAGCUCGCUCUUCACUAUCGUCACUCAGACAACCCUUCCCGUGUUGAUGCGGUUGUUGAUGGAUUGCUUGGACGGCUACGAUUCAUCAAGGGUCUCAAGUUCCAGGUGGACAUGGGAUACACGGAGUUCUUGCUACGUGUAAAGCGUGACGAGGAGCAUGCGAAAAUCAACGGCGUUUGGGAUGCGCCACACCCUUGGCUCAACCUGUUCGUUUCAAAGUCCAAUAUCUCCGAGUUCGAUAGCGAGGUGUUCAAGAAGAUCCUCAAGGACGGUGUCCAUGGCCCCAUCUUAGUUUACCCUCUCUUGAGAAACAAGUGGGAUAGUAGACAAUCGGUGGUGGUGCCAGAGAGUGACAUAUUCUACAUAGUAGCAUUGCUGAGGUUUAGUCCAGCACCACCAAAGGGACCAUCGCCUCAACUCUUGGUGGAACAGAACCGUCAGAUUCUUCAGCUUUGCUUAGCCAAAGCCUUUGAUUUCAAGCUAUACUUCCCUCACUACCACUCACGACAAGAUUGGAUCAACCACUUUGGUAAUCAUCAAUGGUCCAGAUUCGUUGAAAGAAAGACCGCUUUUGAUCCCAUGGCUAUCCUUGCUCCUGGACAGAAAAUUUUCUCCAGAGUUCCUCAACCUUAUUCUCUCACACAAUAACAAUAAUAAUAAUAAUAAUAUUUUCUUCUU